GUUUCCGGUUCCCGGCGCGCGCCUCUCCGGUGCCGCGCGGCUGGCGGGACGGGCGGCGCCAUGGCGGGAAUCAAAGCGCUGAUCAGCCUGUCCUUUGGGGGAGCGGUCGGACUGAUGUUCUUGAUGCUCGGAUGCGCCCUGCCCCAAUACAACCAGUACUGGCCACUGUUUGUUCUGUUUUUUUACAUCCUUUCUCCUAUCCCGUACUGCAUAGCAAGAAGAUUGGUAGAUGACACAGAUGCUACAAGUAAUGCCUGCAAGGAGCUGGCCAUAUUCCUUACAACAGGCAUUGUGGUCUCAGCAUUUGGGCUGCCCAUAGUGUUUGCAAGAGCAGAACUGAUUUACUGGGGCGCGUGUGCCCUCGUUCUCACGGGGAAUACAGUCAUCUUUGCCACCAUCCUAGGAUUCUUCUUGGUCUUUGGCAGCAAUGACGACUUCAGCUGGCAGCAGUGGUGAAAGGAAGACCAGAGAACUAUCCACAGGCAUCUUGUCAUGCAGUGGCCAUCCAUACAAAUGAGAGAAUGGGCAAUAAAGAGAAGUAGCAUAGCAAGCCUCUUGAGUAUUCUAGAUGCUCCUUUUGACGUUGUUCGUUCUGAGUGUACUACUGUUGCUGACAGGGUUUCUACGUUUUUAUGAAGUGGAGAGAUGAUUGAUUUCAUUUUUACCUAUGGUAUGUUUUUAGGUGCUCUCUUGGUUUAAAAUUGUCAUCCUUCUGUCCAAUGUUUUAUGUGAAGCUUUAAACCAGGAACAACAUUUAAACAUAGUUUAGGAGAUUUAAAGUUGGGGGGUUUUUGUGGGGUUUUUCUUUGUUGGUGGGUUUUUGUUUUUUUUUUUUUUUGUUUUUUUAAGUUAUGAAUUAAUACUGUGUUUCAUUUCUUUUUUAAAUGCCAGGAUUAAAUUAUAUACAAGCUGAAUGGAAGUAAGAGAUUGUCCACCACCAUUGCCAAUUACCAGAUCAAUAGAUUGUUGCUAUAUUUUAGCAGAGGCAAGGUGGGUUGGAGAGUACCGGUUGCAGAUUUUCUUCUGCCCAUACCUCAGACUGGGUGAUGAAUGUUGAUAGCCUUCAUUUCAGGAGAAGGCUGAGGAGCAGGUAGAGUUAUUUGGGAGAGAAGUCCUAAAUUUUAACACCACUAGCUCUUUUACCUGCUUUGUUAUCAGUUCUGUGGAUGUGACAUUCAAAUACUCUGUAAAUGUACUGAUGCUGACGUACAAAACUGAAGUGUAUUGUAGGGGAAGAGAAAAUUAUGUUUAAAUUCCAUUUUUUUAAAAAAAAGUAUCUUUUGAACUCUUUCUAUUUAUAAGCAUUGUAUGGAUUUGAACUUUUAUGUCAACUUUUUACCACAAAAAUGGUAAAAUGUUCAUUUAUGGAACUACUGGUCUGUGUUAAUUUGAAGCAUAUACAAAGCUAUUUGCUCCUCUCCCUUUUUAAUUUAUUUUAUACAUAGCAUAUAUAUAUAUAUAAAUAUAUAAUAAACCAGCUUUUAAAAUGUAGAUUAAAACUGUGUUAAACUUGCCUGAGUUUUCCUCCCCUCCUCCCUUUUUUUUUCUUUCUUUUUCCCCCCUCAAUGCAGCUGAGGCACGUCUUUUUUGGAAGUCACUGGCUGAACUGAUUUCACUGACUGUUUUUAAGUUCUUAUGCACUGUUGGUUAAUAAGAUUUACUGUUAUGUCUGUAACUGUAGCUUGUGUUCUGUAAGAUUGCACAUGUAGCUUCAAGUAUUUAAGACAAGUUUUCUGCAUACCUCUCAAUUGUCCAGAUGUUUCGUUUGAGGAAACCUGCCAUUGCACAUUCCAUCACAGCACAGUUGAUGAGCACCACUUAACCAGGUUUGCCUGUACAUGUGCAGUGAUGACCUUGACCAAACUUAUUUCUAAACUGUAUUUUUCAAUUCUUUAAAAAUAAGUCUAUGAAACUUAACUAUGUGUAAUUAAAAGCUUAGGUUUUGCUCAGCAGUAUGAAAAGGCAGAGAACUGCAGGUCUUGGCUGUAGUGUUUGUGCACAGAUGCAAACCAAGUAGGAAGUUUGCAUACAUAUAUAUAUAUAUGUGUUCAUAAAUAUAU
This is a messenger RNA of Melozone crissalis (California towhee), 2060 nucleotides long. It is a transcript of the gene LEPROTL1, whose product is annotated as leptin receptor overlapping transcript like 1. Lineage: Eukaryota; Metazoa; Chordata; Aves; Passeriformes; Passerellidae. Gene Ontology annotation, biological process: late endosome to vacuole transport via multivesicular body sorting pathway; negative regulation of growth hormone receptor signaling pathway. Bases 61 to 456 code for a protein of 131 amino acids. The transcript is spliced from 4 exons. Gene Ontology annotation, cellular component: endosome. The record is from RefSeq and is a predicted model, not a curated record.